This is a messenger RNA of Marmota flaviventris (yellow-bellied marmot), 1527 nucleotides long. It is a transcript of the gene Blzf1, whose product is annotated as basic leucine zipper nuclear factor 1. Lineage: Eukaryota; Metazoa; Chordata; Mammalia; Rodentia; Sciuridae. Gene Ontology annotation, biological process: Golgi to plasma membrane protein transport; Golgi organization. The record is from RefSeq and is a predicted model, not a curated record. Gene Ontology annotation, cellular component: Golgi membrane.
AACCCACGGCCUGCGACGUGGAACCCACGGCCUGCGACGUGGGGCCGCCCGGAAUCGGGAAAGAAGGGUCUCGGCGCAGGUUCCUGAGCCGGCUUAGGUUUUUUUCCAGUGGAAGUCUUGAAAUACAUUUUCAUUAAAGAAAAAAAAAAAAUGGCUACUCUUAAAAGUUUAGAAACCAAAGUCACCCUUACUUCAACCCCAAUCCGAGGAGCAGGAGAUGGAAUGGAAACAGAAGAGCCACCUACAUCUAUUGAAACCACCUCUGGAGUCCAGUCCAUAAAGCAUCACAUCCUUCAGAAUCCACGGAAGAAAGCAGCUCCUUCAGAGAACCCAGGAGUUCUUCAGCUGGGAAAGAUUCUCUCUGAAAAGGCAGUGGAGGUAGAAGCUAUAAGAAUACGUGUUCCCAAAACUGCUAUAACUCAUGAUAUCCCCAACAAAAAUGGAAAGGUUAAAUCUCUAGGAUAUCAUAGAGGAGAAUUUCAUGGUCAGCCUGAAGGAGUUAUAGAACCUAGAAAGGAACUCUCUGAGGUGAAGACUAUAUUGGAAGAGCUCAAGAACUCUGAAAGAAGGUUACUACAAGACAAAGAAGGUCUUUCAAACCAGCUCCGAGUACAGACAGAGGUAAAUCGUGAGUUAAAAAAGUUGUUGGUGGCUUCUGUGGGGGAUGAUCUUCAGUAUCACUUUGAACGUCUAGCCCGUGAAAAGAAUCAGCUUAUUUUAGAAAAUGAAGCCCUAGGUCGAAACACAGCUCAACUCUCCGAACAGUUAGAACGUAUGUCCAUACAGUGUGAUGUGUGGCGUAGUAAAUUCCUCGCAAGCAGGGUAAUGGCAGAUGAGUUAACCAGCUCCAGAGCAGUUUUACAGCGUCACAAUCGUGAUGCACAAAGUGCUAUACAAGAUCUCCUGAGUGAACGGGAGCAGUUUCGUCAAGAAAUGAUAGCUACCAAGAAAUUUUUGGAGGAGCUCUUGGUCUCCUUACAGUGGGGAAGAGAGCAGACUUACUCCCCCAGUGCACAACCUCAGAGCACAGCAGAACUUGCAUUAACAAAUCACAACUUAGCAAAAGCAUUAAAUUCUCAUCUUCUGGGGAAUGUUGGCAUUGGCAGUCAGAAAAAGAUACCAUCAACAGUUGAAUUCUGCAGCUCCCCAGCUGAAAAAAUGGCUGAAAAGGUUCUACGCAUUUUGGAUCCAGUCACCUGUACAGAAAGCUCACCUGAUAAUCUAUUUUCUCCGUCUUCACCAACCACAUUACUUGCUACAAAGAAAAAUAUUGGACGAUUUCAUCCCUAUACUAGAUACGAAAAUGUAACUUUCAAUUGCUGCAAUCACUGCCAGGGAGAACUUAUUGUCCUUUAAUAUUCCAUAUGUUGGAGGCAUGUCCAAGAGUCAUUUUUAUUUGGGAGUUGGGUUCUUAUAAUACAAGGUAAUGUCACUUCCUCUUUACAUAUCAUAUAUCUACAAAGAUAUUUUAUGUUCUGGACUUCAGAUUAUCCUUUCUUAAUAAAUAUCUCAGGGUACAAAAGCAAA